Funneliformis geosporum is the source of this 2637-nucleotide messenger RNA. The record is from the annotation of a GenBank genome assembly. NCBI's taxonomy places the organism in Eukaryota, Fungi, Glomeromycota, Glomeromycetes, Glomerales, Glomeraceae.
AUGGAAGACGCGACUUACGCGCCUCCAACAAAUAGAUCAAGUAUUCUCCGAAGAGGAAAGUCUCUAAGUAGACCUGAAAGAUACCAGCCUGCUUCUCCUUUACUUACUGGUAAAAAAGAGAGAAAACCUUUCGAUCCUUGGAUACUGUUUGCUCGUGCAAUCACCUUUUGGGCUCCAAGCGUCUUAUUAUCAAAAUUUGGUUUAUCUGAUAAACAAUCUCGGCAGGCAUGGAGAGAAAAGUUUGCAUUAUGUUUCAUUGCUGCCAUCAUGGGCGGUAUUGUAGCAUUCUUGACUGUUGGUUUUAGACCUGUCCUAUGUCCCGAGUCUCAAGCUAAUAAUGCUGCUAAUUUUUUACGUUUUGGUGAAGUGGACGGCGUGCUUGGAAUUCUUGGUUACCAGUUUAACAUAAGCCAAGCAUUAACAAAUGAGUUUAAUUUCUUCGAAGAAAUAAAAACUCAUGGACCUGGUUAUGAUAUAACGAACAAAUUCAAGCGGAAUCUUAAUGAGAUCCCACAAUGCCUUCUACCGGAAAUACAAAAGUUUGCUGCAGUAACUACACCUUUAUGUACUAAUGGACCCAAUUGUCCUCUCCCAAAACUUACAGAGGCUGCCAUUGCUCAAUAUCAACUUGUAAAUACAACAAAAUUCGUUGGAUUCGAUUGGGAACAAGUCGGAAAUAUGAAGAAUUAUCUUGUAAUUGCUGGUGCUGUUCUCAAUAUGAAUUCAUACAUGGAUGCGCAUCCAAACCCUAUUCAAAAUGAUUUAGCUGAUAAGAUUAUUCGUGAUAUUCUAAACACUGAUCAUCCUGAGGGUGGCAAAGAUGCAACUCGUUUAUUUUUCAAUCAAGAAAAUUUAAAACAAACGAUAAGUUGCCUAAAUGCAAAAUAUUAUGUAGGAAAUAUCGAUAAAAAAACAAUUGGAUGUUUCACCUCCGAUAUAUUCAAUUUAAUUAUGCUUAUUGUAAUAUUGGGGAUUGUUAUGUGUAGAUUUUUCAUGGCUUGUAUUUUUGCUUGGUUCCUUUCACAUCGUCUUGCACAUGAGCCAAAGGAAGUAAAAAAGGCUGUUCCAUCGUCACAAGUACUUGUCGGAGGCAAUCGUAAUUCACCAUGGAUUCAUAGAAAUAACUCCGGUUUGGGUAAAAAAACAAUUAACAUGGAUCGAAUUGGAAAUGAUCUUUACACGGUGUUGUUAGUUACUUGUUACUCUGAGGGUGAAGCUGGUUUGCGUACGACAUGUGAAUCAAUGGCUUCGACUGAUUAUCCGGAUGAUCGUAAACUUUUAUUUGUUAUAUGCGAUGGUAUUAUUACUGGUAGCGGAAAUGAUAAAAGUACACCGGAUAUUUGUAUAGAAAUGAUGGAAAUAGAUGAAGAAUUUAAAGACCCACAAGCUCAAAGUUAUAUUGCCGUUGCGUCAGGAGCUAAGCAACAUAAUAUGGCAAAAGUUUUUGCUGGUUAUUUCCCAUGGAAGGAACGAAAAGUGCCAAUGGUACUUGUUGUAAAAUGUGGUGCUUCAUCGGAACAAGGAAAACCUAAACCCGGAAAUCGUGGAAAACGGGAUUCUCAAUUAAUUCUAAUGAAUUUCUUUAGUCGUUUAACGUAUAACGAUCGUAUGUGCGCUUUGGAUUUUGAUUUAUUUAGAAAAAUUCAUCAUUUGAUGGGCGUUACUCCCGAUUUUUUUGAAAUCGUUCUUAUGGUUGAUGCAGAUACUAAAGUUUACCCUGAUUCAUUAAGAUUGUUAAUCAAUUGUAUGUGCAAUGAUCCUCUCAUUAUGGGUCUUUGCGGUGAAACAAAGAUUGCAAAUAAGCGUGAUUCUUGGGUUACGGCUAUUCAAGUUUUUGAAUACUAUAUUUCUCAUCAUUUGGGUAAAGGUUUUGAGUCAGUAUUUGGUGGUGUAACUUGUCUACCAGGUUGCUUCUGUAUGUACCGUCUUAAAGUAAGGAAGGGAGAUGAUGAUUGGGUACCAAUUAUUACAAAACCAGAAAUCGUUCAAGAAUAUUCACAAAAUGUAGUUACCACUCUUCAUCAAAAGAAUUUGCUGUUGCUUGGUGAAGAUCGUUUCUUGACAACACUUAUGCUUAGAAAUUUCCCUCAAAGAAAAAUGACUUUCUGUCCACGGGCCGUGUGUAAAACCGUUGUUCCUGAUGAAUUCAAAGUUUUACUUUCCCAACGUCGUCGAUGGAUUAACUCAACAAUUCAUAAUCUAAUGGAAUUAGUGUUAGUUCGUAAUCUUUGUGCCGCCAAGCAAUUUCUCCGAAUCUAUACCGCUACUUAUGUUGGCAGCCGUUCUUGGAUUGCCAGCUGUAUUAAUUUUUCUUACAACAAGAAAGUUGGUAUAUGUUACAUGGAUGUUAAUUUAUUUAUUGGCAUUGCCAAUGGUUCGUUUGACCCUUCUAAAGUACCAUUGAAACGUUGGGAAGACUGGGAACGAGCGAGACUUCGUAGAGUUAAGCGACAAGAUCGUAAGAAACAACAAAUGGCUACUAUGACAGUUCAUCCAAGUCAUUAUGAUGAUAACUAUACAGAAACUUCAUCUUAUACUUCCGAAAUUGGAAUGCCUAAUGAACCUGCCACUUCAGAAACUUAUGAUCAAGACCUACGAGGACAAUAUCCGCAAGAUCAAUAUUACAAACAACAAUAA